AUGACCUUCGAUCAAGUUGGAGGUUUGGAUGUCCAGCUCGAAGCGAUUGCUAGGCGCGUGUUGGCAUCUCGAGCCAAUCCAGCAGCUGCCCGUCGCUUGGGUGUAAGUCACGUGCGAGGAAUAUUGUUGUCAGGACCACCAGGUUGCGGCAAAACAUUGCUGGCCCGCGAACUCGCUCGCAUUUUGGGUGCUCGGGAACCACAGAUUGUCAACGGACCUGAGAUUCUCGACAAGUACAUCGGUGAAGCAGAGCGCCGAGUAAGAGAUUUGUUUGCCCCGGCAGAGCAAGAGUACAAGGUGGCCGGGGACGACUCAGCUUUGCACAUAAUUAUAUUGGACGAAAUGGACGCCAUUGCCCGCAAACGUGGGACCAUGACUUCCGACACCACGGGUGUACGCGACUCCGUGGUGAAUCAGCUACUGGCCAAAAUGGAUGGAGUCCGUGAAGCAAGCAACGUUCUUGUAGUUGGUCUGACGAAUCGACCCGAAUUACUGGACCCAGCUUUGCUUCGGCCGGGACGUCUCGAGGUUCAGCUGCGUAUUGAGCUUCCCGACAAGACCGGAAGACGAGAUAUCUUGCGAAUCCACACUAGCCAAAUGCGGAAAGCGGGUGGCCUAAGCGAAAAGGCAGUGUAUCUAAUGGAAGAUUUGGGUGAAAAUGGUCUUCCAGCAAGA
Phaeodactylum tricornutum CCAP 1055/1 is the source of this 675-nucleotide messenger RNA. RefSeq lists its product with no specific name. NCBI's taxonomy places the organism in Eukaryota, Bacillariophyta, Bacillariophyceae, Surirellales, Neidiaceae. The annotation marks the transcript as partial. Gene Ontology annotation, cellular component: Golgi stack. The transcript has a single exon. Gene Ontology annotation, molecular function: ATP binding; ATP hydrolysis activity. The record is from RefSeq and is a predicted model, not a curated record. Gene Ontology annotation, biological process: Golgi to plasma membrane protein transport; SNARE complex disassembly; intra-Golgi vesicle-mediated transport.